Messenger RNA from Aspergillus pseudonomiae, 2035 nucleotides. RefSeq names its product purple acid phosphatase family protein. Gene Ontology annotation, molecular function: metal ion binding; acid phosphatase activity. The transcript has 2 exons. The record is from RefSeq and is a predicted model, not a curated record. The coding region runs from base 361 to 1863 and encodes 500 amino acids. NCBI's taxonomy places the organism in Eukaryota, Fungi, Ascomycota, Eurotiomycetes, Eurotiales, Aspergillaceae.
GAUAUCAGAGAGCGUUAAGGUGCCACCAUCACCGCACGUGCGUCCGAUCUUCGUCCGUUUAGGGCUCUCGAUGGGGAUCCACUUCGUUGAGUAGUGUCGGCUCUAAACACCAAAGGGGAAAAGGAUAUGCAUGAAGGUCGUACUGCCAGGCUAUGGACAUGCGAUAGAACGUGAAGAGACCAGGACAGAAUAUUUCACUGCACGUGCAUGGUCUGAUUGUUUGCCCUUAUAAGCCCUGGGUUUGUUCCUGAGAUAUGGUGGAAUAGGUCUGUGGCCCAUAUCCCUCGCCUCAUCAUUCUUUCGGUCUUCCCUGUAUUUUACGGUGAAUAGCUUUUUGGUUACUGAGAUUUAUCAUUGAUUAUGUUCAACUUGCAGUCAUUCGGCCAAGUGCUGCCACUGCUAAUGGGCACUGCCCUGGCAGCGGUUAGUUAUCCACCAAUUCCAGAGGACUUGACGACCCCGUAUCAACAACGUCUUGCGAUCUAUGGUCCAAAUGCCGUCUCGGUAGGUUGGAACACCUAUGAGAAACUAAACCAAAGCUGUGUCCAAUAUGGUACUUCCGAGGCCAAGCUCGACGCGCAGGCUUGCUCUUCGACCUCGUCGACAUACGCAACCUCUCGAACUUAUUCCAAUGCGGUUGUCCUCACAGGGUUGACUCCAGCAACAACAUACUACUAUAAAAUUGUUUCCACGAAUUCCAGUGUGGAUCACUUCCUCAGUCCUCGCAGUCCUGGCGAUACCACGCCUUUCAACCUCGAUGUAGUCAUCGAUCUUGGGGUCUUUGGAAAGGACGGCUAUACUAUAACCUCCAACAACGCUAAGAAGAGCAGUAUUCCAUCGAUUGACCCAGCGCUGAACCAUACCACCAUUGGCCGCUUAGCUGACACCGUCGAUGACUAUGAAUUCAUCAUUCAUCCCGGCGAUUUUGCCUACGCCGAUGAUUGGUACCUCAAGCCGAAAAAUCUAUUGGAUGGCAAAGAUGCCUACCAGGCCAUCCUGGAGCAGUUCUAUGACCAGCUGGCCCCGAUUAGUGGACGCAAGCCGUAUUUGGUUUCGCCAGGAAACCAUGAGGCAGCCUGUGGCGAGAUCCCCUUUACAACUGGUCUCUGCCCUCUGGGACAGCGUAAUUUCACUGCGUACAUGCAUCGGUAUGACGAGACCAUGCCUAGUGCCUUUACUUCCUCGUCCUCGAACAGCACGGCCCAAAAGCUGGCCUUAAAAGCUCGGAGUCUCGCUCAGCCACCAUUCUGGUACUCAUUCGAGUACGGAAUGGUUCAUGUUGUCAUGAUCAAUACCGAGACGGACUUCCCCUCGGCCCCCGAUGGACAGGAUGGAUCGGCCAAACUCAAUAGUGGCCCGUUUGGCCAAGAUGGCCAACAACUGGCAUUUCUCGAGGCAGACCUUGCCAGUGUCGACCGGUCUGUGACGCCCUGGGUGAUUGUUGCCGGGCACAGGCCGUGGUACUCGACCGGCCUCAGCUCCAACAUCUGCAAGCCGUGCCAAGAAGCCUUCGAAGAACUAUUUUAUAGGUACGGUGUUGAUCUCGGAGUGUUUGGCCACGUGCACAACUCUCAACGUUUUUUGCCGGUCUACAAAAACACGGCAGAUCCCAACGGUAUGAAUGAUCCAGCGGCUCCUAUGUAUAUUGUCGCUGGUGGUGCUGGCAACAUCGAAGGUCUGAGCUCGGUUGGCUCCAAGCCGUCAUACACCGAGUUCGUUUACGCCGAUGACUAUAGUUACAGCACUCUCCGCAUCCUUGACGCAAACAAUCUCCAGGUGGAUUUUAUCCGCUCUUCCACCGGAGAGGUUCUCGACUCGAGCAAGCUGUAUAAGAGUCACAAGGAGCAGUUUGUUGUCCAGUGAGAUAGGGCUCACCAGUGUUCUCGUUGGUGUGUGAAACUUAGUGUGACACAGUCAGACCAUGGUCUCUUUGGAGGAUAUGUUUUGGCCCCAAUUGUAUAUCAUGCAUAAUUUCAAACGUCUUCUUCUUGCGUCCUGUUCAGUACUUACAUCUCUAAUGCCUGCAUACUACACC